This is a messenger RNA of Cannabis sativa, 2171 nucleotides long. RefSeq lists its product as uncharacterized. The record is from RefSeq and is a predicted model, not a curated record. NCBI's taxonomy places the organism in Eukaryota, Viridiplantae, Streptophyta, Magnoliopsida, Rosales, Cannabaceae. The transcript is spliced from 5 exons. Bases 712 to 1284 code for a protein of 190 amino acids.
GGAUGAUGUAAUGUAAAAAUUUGAAAUAAUAUAAAAAAAUUAAAAUUCUAAUAAUGUAUUUUAAAUGAUACGAACACGACUCUUUUCUAACCCGUAAAAAAAUCUUAAGUCGGGUUCAUAUCGUGACCUGAAUUAUCACCCCUAAUUCAGCUCCAUGAGUUUAUUGUCAUCAUUUAUGGUUUGGUGUAGCUCUAAUAAUAAUAAAUAAUAGUAAUUGAGUGGUAGGGUCACAUGAUGGUCACGUGGGGCAUUAAUAAUAAAAAGGCGCCAUGCUCUGAAAUUGAAAAUGGUUUGAAUUCAUUUCUAUUAAUCUUGGUUUUCAAGUCAAGAAAAUAUCAAUAUAUGUAUGGAUACCCAUUUCUAUAUUCAAAGCCAUUUUUGUGAAUUUUUCUGUUAAAUCAGGUGACUAUUACUUCUGUCAGACUCUAAAUCUAACCCACACCACAAUACUUCCUUUUUUUUAACCUUUAUUAUUCUUUCUUCACCAACAGAAAAAAGAACCAUUUUUCCCAUUUGAAUUUCAAAUAAAUAAACAAGAACAAAAAAAAAAAAAACAAAACUUUAGCUUUCUCUUUGGUUUUACCAAAAAAUAAAUAAUAAUAAAGACAACACAUAGAAAACUUUUAUAUAAGAAUCUCUCUUCAUUUCAAAACUUUUGUAUUCAUUCCUAUCUGGGUUUUCUUAGUUUUUGUUAAAACAACAAAAAACAAAAUGUAUCCAAGAGUGAAGGUGAGAGUAGAAGAGUUUAAAGAACAAGAAGAAUGUCUUUCUCCACAAACUCAACAAGAAAAGGAAAAUCAGAGUAGUGUUUCACCAUUACUGCCAAUUGCCAGAAUUUUGAAGGAUUAUGUGCUAAACUCAACCAUGGAUUUGAAUAAUUCUGCUCCUAAAGUUGAGCAAAAGAGAGGUGUUGUGAAGGAAUCAAAGCCAAAUCUUAAAGCUAGCCUUGUUUCAAGGCCUCGUGCUGUCUUAUCGAGCCCCGAUAAUGAUGGGUUGAUUGGAAGUAGAAACAAGUUGGUGAAUGAAAGAAGUUCAACUCCCAAAAUGCAUAAGAAAGUAACUACUGCAGUUGCUAGAAUUAGGACAAUUCCAAUUGAAGAGGUAAAAAAACCAAAUUGGGUUCUAAAGACUUGUUCCGAUAAUAAAGGGUUUAAAAAUCAGAAUCCGAACCAAAAUCAGAACCAGAAGCAAAAACAGAAGAAGGUUCAAGAACAAGAACCUGUGUUGAGAACAAGCCAGAAAAAAAGGAUUUUAAAGAGAGUUGCCAAACCAAAUCAAGCUUAGUUUGAUGUAAUACUUGUUCAAUUAAUUAAUUAAUUACUCUUUUAUUGUACUUGUUAUGAUCAGUUUGUAUGUUGGUUUGGCUUGUUGCUGAUAUAUAAAUAUAUAUUUUUAAAAAAUUGGUGCAUGUGGUGCUAAUCUUUGACCAAUCAUAAUCAAUAAGUAAAAUUUUAACAGUAUGUUUUUUUGGGUAAGGAUAUUUUCAAGAAUAUUUUGGUUACAUUUAAAUAUGAUUUUGGGUAAAUACUAUUUUGGACCCUGUAUUUUGCAAAAGUUAUAAAUUGGACCCUGUGUUUUGUUAAAUGACAAAAUGAACCCUCUAUUUUCUAAAAUAGUAAAAAUAGGACCCUGAGCUUAAUUUUUGACAACUUUUUUUUAAUACAACCAACUUGAAGACAAUGCUUAAUACGAACAGAUACAAAAAAAUGUAAACAGUUUUGUCAUAGCACUUUUAGAUUGGAUUAUAAUUAAACUUUAUUUUGACAAAAAAUCAAUUCAGGGUCCUAUUUGUACUAUUUUAGAAAAUACAGGGUCCAUUUUGUCAUUUAACAAAAUACAGGGUCCAAUUGGUAACUUUUGUAAAACAGAGGGUCCAAAAUGGUAUUUACCCUAUGAUUUUCGCACUCAACUAAAUUUUUAUUAAUGAUUUUUUUUUUUUUUUGUAAUUAAUUAAUGAUUAAUUUAUGAAGAAUAAAGUUUUGUAGGGUAAUAAUGAAAUGGAAAGAAUUUGGGACCUUUUAGACUUAAUUGUAUUUUUCAAAACUCAAAUGUAUUUCCCAACUUAAAUGGAAAGUUGAUAAAAACUAUAUAAAUAAAGUUCAUUGAGUUUUACAAAAAUUCAAAAUACCCUAAAAUUUAAUUGAUUACUAUUAAUAAAAUUACAUGAUUUA